Talpa occidentalis (Iberian mole) is the source of this 2665-nucleotide messenger RNA. It is a transcript of the gene MED9, whose product is annotated as mediator complex subunit 9. The transcript has 2 exons. The coding region runs from base 67 to 510 and encodes 147 amino acids. Gene Ontology annotation, cellular component: mediator complex. Gene Ontology annotation, molecular function: transcription coregulator activity. The record is from RefSeq and is a predicted model, not a curated record. Lineage: Eukaryota; Metazoa; Chordata; Mammalia; Eulipotyphla; Talpidae. Gene Ontology annotation, biological process: regulation of transcription by RNA polymerase II.
UCCGCGACACUUUCGGCGGGCUGAGCUCUCAGGUCUCUUUUCCAGACUGGUGGAGUGCCGAGUGCCAUGGCCACUGCCGGGGUGGCCGCGGGACGACAGGCCGAUGAUGCUUUACCGCCGCCGACCGAGCCUCCGCUGUCCGAGACGAAGCCGCUGCAGCCUCCGCAGCCACCGCCUCCGAUCGCCGCAUCUCACCCACAGCAGUCGCCCGCUCCGAGGCCGCAGUCACCGGCUGGCGUAAAGGAGGAGGAGAACUACUCCUUCUUACCUUUAGUUCACAACAUCAUCAAAUGCAUGGACAAGGACAGCCCAGACAUCCACCAGGACCUGAAUGCCCUCAAAACUAAGUUCCAGGAGAUGCGCAAAGUCAUCAGCACCAUGCCCGGCAUCCACUUGAGCCCUGAACAGCAGCAGCAACAGCUGCACAGCCUCCGAGAGCAAGUCAGGACCAAGAAUGAACUUCUGCAAAAGUACAAGAGCCUCUGCAUGUUUGAGAUCCCCAAGGAGUAGAGUGAGGCUGGCUUCCAGGAGUGCCUGAGAAAGACACAGGAGAGCCAAUGGCCUUAUUCUCUCCCCACCACACUGAGUGUGACUCUCUGAACUCCCAACUCUAAACUUUGUGGUUGAGUGGGGCUGUUGUACUGCUUCCUUAGUUGAACUUGGCAUUGACUGUGCAAGGAGCCAGCAUUCGAACUUGGCAUGCUUCAUUGGUGCUUCCUUGUAUGUAUCCAUAUGUCUAGAUGCAUAAUAACUUGAGUGCCUGCUGGUGGAAGUGAGAAUGUUCCUGAAGGCUGGGGAGGGGGGGGAGCACUCUACCCCUACCUCUGGGGAGGGGGCCAUCUGCUGUGUAUUCAGGCUCCGCUGACAGCUCUGAAGAGCACAGUAGGAAAGGAGGCGGCUCCCCUUUGCUUCCUGCCUGCUCUCCCCUCCCUCCCCCUGGGUAUGAUCAGUGUGUACCAGGUACAUAUUGUUCCUGUUAACAGCAGUGUCAUGAAACAUUUGCAUAGAAUUCACUGGAUAAAUUAGGCCUGCAUUCAUAUGGCGUGGAUUUAAAAUGGUAAAAGAAAAGGCCUUGAGAGAAUAAACGUGGUAUUGAUAACUACAGGGUGGUGGAGGCCCCCUUCUCCCCCACACACUUUAAUUCCUUUUAUGUUUGAGUCAGUGAAUGUAACUAUGUCUGUGGGGGUGUCAGCUUGAUGCCCUGCCAGGGAGGGGGUGGCCUCUCUCCAGGUUCUCCGCCACCUACAUGUACUUGUUACUUUUAGCUCUUGCUCCUUGUCUCCUGUCACUUUCAGUCAGCUCGUUUAGCCAUUUAAUGCCUGAGGAUGACCAAACCGCAAAGACCCCAUAAUGCUCCCCCCUGGUGCUGAGGGUAAGCUCAGACAAGUUUCCAAAAAAGCAGACUUUGCUGCUUCUGACAUUUCAGACUGUUACCCUGGUUUGAAAAAUAAUCCCUGGCCUCCCCGGUGGCCAGCGCGUAGACUGCUGCACUGUGAGGCUAACCGCAGCCUCUGCAGCACGGGUUCGUUUCCCGGCCGGCCACAGAGAAACCCACAUGGCACAGCAGACCUCUCCUGUCUCGCCCGCUGCUCCCCUCAGCAGUGUGUUUCAGUCAGUCUGCCUGUUCUGUUCCCUAGUCUGUUUCUGGUGGAUCCUCUCUGGUCCUAAGUAUGAAGGAAAAACAUAUUCUACCUUACUCUCCAUGUAUUUCAUUGUUUGGGAUAUUGGUACAGAUUCAUGCAACUGGUCUUUUCACACAUUUACAGUCUUGAUGAGUGGGAAAGUGAAGUAGUCAGAAGUUUGCAAAUACUUCACACUACUAAAAUAACCCUCCCAUGCCUCUGACCUGUACCCCAGUUCCUGUAUAAAUAAAUCUUAAAAAAAAUAAAUAAAAAUAAAAAAUAAUCCUUGCUCUGCCCUUCUCAUCGGAGCCUCCUGUGAGCAUUGACUAGCUCUGCAGCAGAGGGGUUCAUGGUGCGCCUUUUGUUCAGAGAAAGAAAGCUCUAAGUGACAGUUGUGACCAUCCCUUGGCCAGGUACGACAGGUGAGUCAGUUGUGUAGAGGCAGGAUGAGCUACACCUGGACAUUAUACAGCCAAAUUCUGUUUAUAAAUGUUUGUAAACACCCCCAUUUCUUCCAGGUGAAGUGUUUUAUUUAUGUGCUCUGCCUUUGACUAUCAGGCUGAGGGAAGAGCAGCUCUCCACCUUGCCUCUUAAGGAUGAGGUGAGAAGUAACUGAAUAUUGUUGAGAUCUAGAAAUGAGCACAUAAUCUGUGCUCACCAGUUCAGGGGCUUAACAGAUGCCUGCCAACUGGCCUCGUUGGCAGGAAUAUUGGUUGAGGGUGUUUUUAGCUGGGGUUCUGUUCCUGUCUACCUGCAGCUACCUGUCAGAAGAUGCAGGUUGGAGCUCAGGGACGUGUGAAGGGGGAUAUCAGGUGUCAGUGUCUUUGGCAGAGAAGGCUGAAUUUUAGUAGGUUGUUAGCUACUAGGCCAGUUCUCCCUUGGGACUAUUAUUUAGCUGAAUUGUUUAUUUUCUUGAAAUUUCUAGCAUAGUGUGAGGGCCAGUUUUAAGGCUCUGAGAGUACAUAGAAAUAGAAGACCACGGGGUCUUUAUGAAAGGCUGAAACGGGGCAGAGAGAGGGAAACUUUCCUAUAGUCCAGUGUCU